GUGCUUGACUGCGACCAUUCAAGUGUCUUAUGCGAAGACACUUUGGAGCAGAAGAUGUUCAUUCCUCACUCCUUUUUCCAUUCUGUUGCACACUUUUUCCCUUCUCUUGCAUCUCGCGGACAAAAGAUUAAAAAGAUUUUUAAAACAACGAGUUCAAUUCACCAAACACCUAGUCUCUUUAUUUUAAUCUACUAAUGGUGAUCAUUAAAAUGGGGCACGUCGACAAAAAUAAGCAUUUUGGACACCUUCUUCUUUUGGCGUUUAAUCGAGGCUCCAAUGCUGCAGAAGCUGCCCGAGAGAUUUGUGAAGUGUGCGGAGAAGGUGCAACACCUGAACGAACUGCAAGAAAUUAUUUUGCCAAAUUCAAAAAUGGAAAUUUUUACCUUGAAGACGCUGCUUGUUCCGGACGACCAAAUGAGUUUGAUGAAGAACGUUUGAAUCAACGUCUGCAUGUAGACGCGUCUCAAACCACUCGAGAAUUAGCCGAUCGAAUGGUUUGUAGCCGAACGACUAUAGUUCGACAUCUUGGGUCUAUAUGGAAAAAGUCCAAAAACUCGGAUAUUAUUGACUAA
Messenger RNA from Stegodyphus dumicola, 572 nucleotides. RefSeq names its product histone-lysine N-methyltransferase SETMAR-like. The record is from RefSeq and is a predicted model, not a curated record. Lineage: Eukaryota; Metazoa; Arthropoda; Arachnida; Araneae; Eresidae.